GUCUUCAGUGACACAACGUGGGACGUGGAGGAGGUAGGUGGUGGAGGUGGAAGCUACUGGUGGUGAUGGCGCUACUGGGUCUCCGCUCUUCCACCCUCUGCAUCGCUCUCAUCGCGCUCGCCACCGUCGCUCUCCUCUACCGCCUGCUCGCCGCCCUCGGCGCCACGGGUGCCGGCCCCGCGUUCGCCUCGCAGCCCGCGGGUCACCGCGAGUUGGACUUGCGCGCCGUGCUGAGGGUGGCGUUGCUGGCGGCCGAGCGCGGCGGGGAGCGAGUGGCGGCGGUGCGCGGGGCGAAGGCCGCGGGGCGCGUCCGCAGCAAGGGCAAGACGCGGGAGGGAGCCGAGGAGCUACUCACGCCCGCAGACAUCGCCUCGCACCGCGCCAUGGUCGCGGCCUUCCACCACGCGCUGCCCGGCGUCAAGGUCAUCUCCGAGGAGACUGACAACACGGACGUGGAGGAUGCGGAAUGGGACGACUCCAUUCACCGCGAGGUCCUGGAGCGGAUCCCACACCCGCAGCCAGCCUUGCAGAAGGCCCUCACAGUGUGGCUGGAUCCUCUGGAUGCCACACAGGAGUACACGGAUAACCUCGUGAAGUACGUGACCACGAUGGUGUGUGUGGCCAUCAACGGGAAGCCGGUUAUCGGAGUCAUCCACAAGCCGUUCCUCAAGCUGACCGUGUGGGGAUUUGUUGGCCGUGGGCACUCUGCCAAUGUGCAGCGGCGCCACGCGGGACACGAGUCUCCGGUGUUCAUCGUCUCUCGGUCCCACGCCGGCAACGUUGCCCGGCAGGCACACGCCGCUUUUGGCAACAAGUCCGUGAUCGUCCCGGCUGGAGGCGCAGGGUACAAAGUGCUGUCCUUGCUUGACGUGACGGGGGACGACUCGGACAAGGCGGACGUGUACAUCCACACGACGCUCAUCAAGAAGUGGGACAUCUGCGCUGGCAAUGCCAUUUUGACUGCACUGGGUGGCCACAUGACCACGCUGCGCGGAGAGGAAAUCGUGUACGAGGGCUCGCCCAAAAACGAGGGUGGCCUGCUGGCAAGUGCGACACUCGACCACACGCUGUUGCUGAAGAAGCUGUCGGUGCUGUAACGGAGGUCCUUACCGCAGGUUACAGCACAGGCGGCAAGAAGGCCCCCUGGGUUCGAUUCCUAACUCGGGCGUCUUUCUUUUUGGGGUUUGUAUGUUCUCCCUCUGUUCUGCAUGGGUUUCCUCUGGGAUUUCUUGUUUUCUCCUAUAAGCUAAAAAAGCACACAAUGCUGAAAAAUGACCUGUAAAUGCCUCAUUUGGAAUUGGACGUAGCAACAUCGCACCGCUUCUGCGAAAGCUUGUCAGGACCCUCCUCAAGUAUCGUCUUGAGACUCAUUGAGGCCAUGCUGGAUAAACGAAUGGGAUUAUAAAAAUGCAGAACUCCUCUUAUCUGCAGGGAAAUGUCUGUAUGUAUGUAUGUUGGGACUUCUUUCGAAAUGUACGUAGGCAACCGUUCUAUUUGGAAGUGCGAUGGGAGACCAAUUUUACAGAAAUGUGAGACCAAUAUUACAGAUCCUCUUAUCCACGGAGUAAACAUCUGCGCAAGUCCCCUUCUCAGCAAAAAGAUCACAGGUUAUUAGGACUUUCUCAAAUGCAGCAGGGGUAUUUGAGGCAUAAAGUGUUGGCAAAUGCAAUUUUUAUCACGCGUAAUAGGAUGCUCUUCUGCAAAGACUUAUGGGGGAUAAGUCACGGAUAAUUGUAAGAAUAUGGACCGUGGAUAAUAGGAUUUUUCACAAAUCCUAUAGCAUUCACGGAUACUAUGAUUUGUAGAUCAUAGGGCUGUGGAUAAGAAUAGUUGUGUAACAAUGAGUUCCAAAAAAACACAAAAUUAACAGACCAAUUAAAAACUCCCUGGCGUCUUCAUGAACACUUGUCGCAGCCAACAAACGUAGAAUACUCACGUUUCUAGUGCCGUCUUUUCGGAGCAGAGAGCAGCCCCAGUACAUUCAGAUUUAAUUGUAAUUUGAGAAUUAAUUUAAUCACGUGGUACUUUGAAAACGAUGGGGAAUUGUAUAUGAGAUGUGUAUAUUGUUUAUAGCUCAAUAACUUCCAUUGGGUAACCAAAAUAUAUUUAAUUAGAAAGAAAAGCUUAAACUAAAAAUGAUUGCAUGUAUCGAUUUAGGGAAAUGUCACAAGUCACUCUGGGAAUCAAGAUCGGUUGUAAUGUGCUAUGUAUUUUGGCCAUUUAAAGUCUCUUGCGCCAAGUCAGUCGAUCCAUAGGGGCUGUAAAAAUGUCCCUACACAAUUAUCCACAAUAUAUAUACACACUUGUACAUGCACGUAACGAUGUAAGUACUGUACAAACCUUAGCUGUUAUACGAAGACUGUGAGUGUAUUCAGAGUCUGCAAGGUCACCUGUAUUAAAAUUUAAUUUGCACACAACGUUCAUUCACCGGAGUGCGAAAGACACGUUGAGACGUCCGUUCCAUCCAGGUGUUUGGCAUUCUGAGGUUGGGAAUGGCGUCCUGCUCUUUUAGGCCUCAGACAUUGGUCAUUUUAGGCAUCGUCAGUGACUUGAGCUAAUUUAUACACCUCAUGGGUACCUCUGGAACUGAGCGGUUUUGUUCCACGGGCGGUUUUCUAGGUGUAAAUAUUUGUGGUGACCCAAUGCUACUGAAAAUGAUAUGCUCCCAGAAGGGAUUUGUAUAGAAUGCUGUAGGUUUAUUUUUGAUGUGGGAGCAGAUACGGGAUAGAUACUUAUGGUGUGCCUCUCUUUAUUUUCAUAUGGUUACAAGAUAAGUGGGGCUGAGGGCAGAUAUUUAAUGGGAUAUGUUUGUUGAGCUUCCAUGGAAGGUGUUUACCAACAUUCGGAUGAUACGCCUCGAUCCAAUGCGUCCUUGGUAAGCAGCAGUCUGCUGAAGGGGAACCCAGGGUGUGUUCACAAUGUGGGGAGGUUCAAGGAACAUCAAAUUAAAUAUCUCAAUAUAAGGUGACGUUUGUUUUUAUUUGUUUGGUAAUGUUCAUGGUUUUAACAGUAUUUUUAUGAAUAUCCCAGUGUCUUGUGCAUCUGGCUAUAAACAUAUCACAUGUUAGGCUUCUCCAGAAUGGUAAAAUAGCCGUACGUUUAAACAAACAUCAAAUGAUAAGCUUACACAUUAUUGGGAGUAAUUUUAACACCUCUGCUUACUGGAAUAUUGACAACGGUUUCUUCUUUACAGCACCGUAGUGGUAGUUAGACACCGAGAGAGGUGGUCUUGGGUUUUUCCCUAGAAGAAACGUAUUGAUGUUCAUCUUGUCAGUCCUGCAGUGAUUUUCCUGGUUAGAAUGAAAGUGUGCGGGGAAUUAUUUGGACUGAUAUGGUAGGGUCGUAUUGAACGCAGUGGAUUUUUUGAGCUGCUGGAACUUUAUAUCUUGAUGAGAGGUAGUGGAGUAGGCCGUGCCUAUUGCAGUGGCAGUGGUGCUGAGAGUUUGGCAGCAUGGGCUGCUAUCAGAUAAUUGCUCUGUCGUCUUCCCCUGUUACCUGCGUUGGGUUUCAGAUCGCAGACGCGUACCGAGGGUGAGACCGGUGCUGGGAGGGUAACGAUAUGCUGUCCCAUCUCCAGUGCCGACGCAACAUUGUUUGAAACACUUAGCGCAUUAACACCUGUACAAUUCGAGUCCACGUGGGGCACAGUCCUUCGUGUUUGAUGUGCUCUCUCCUGGCUUCAAGGUUUAAAGCGUGUCGAUACGCCACACCUUCGUGGAAAAUUAACGACACGUUUACUCGCUGCUCGUGAAUUCGAACGUGUGAUCCCAUUUGAACAUCGGAAUCUAAAUAUUUAUCCUGGAGGAAUCCGAUGAGCUAUAAAGAUAUUUUUUUUUACAGAUGUCCAGUCGCGGCGGGUAAGAACGUCGCAAUAACAAAGAAUACAAAAACACGAUAGUGCAAAGAACAAGAAGGAUAAACAAAUCACCCAAACACUUACAAAUAAAACUAAACAAUCCCCAUCCUAUCCGGGCAAAGCCCACUGAGGUAUUAUACACCUUGUGGUUCAGAAGUGACCUGCCCACAAAUGAUAGCUCGAUAAAGUGGCUUGUCAUUUGAACAUAGCAGGAAAUUAAUCGAAAUAAUCUCAAUGCAUGUUUCUAGCAUACAUGAGGAAUGGAGAAGAUGGGAGAGGUUUGGUUGUUCUUGAGACUUCACAGAUACUUUUAGGAAAACAAAACUGUGAAUUAAAUCUCGCCGCCAAAGUGAACGGCACAGUUUCUGUUACAUCUGAUAAUUAAAACAGCUGUACAGUGGUACCCCGGAGAUCGAACUUAAUUUGUUCCAGAAGGCCAUUCGAACACCGAAUUAAUUUUCCCCAUAAGAAAUAAUGUAAAUUGCAUUAAUUGGUUCCAGACACAAGAAAUCGCUCAAAGUAUUUUUACACUAAGUUUACAGUAAUUACAUGCAUAAAAUCAUACGGAAAAAAAACAAUAAAUAAAUGGAGACAUUGUGUAUGGAUGAACACUAAAAAACACUGAAAUUAUGGAAAUUAACGAAAAAGUUAAGGCACGAUGUUUUGCGGGUCUGCAUUGGGUGAGAGCUACGUGUUAACUGAGCAUCUCAUACGGUAAAACCUUUGGGCAAGCGUCAUGCACGCUGGCCAUACGCGUCUCAGCCGUACAGGUUCUUUCAUGUCACGAUUGCCCCGUUCGACCUCCGAAUUUUGUUCGGUUUCCGGGGCAAAAAAUGUUGAGAAAUAUCGUUCGAACACCGAUUUGUUCGAGUUGUGGUGCGUUCGAUCUCCGAGGUUCUACUGUAUAACGAUUGUGUCUUUCAGCUUAACGCAGUGUGCUCGAGAUGUCUCCCAGAUGCCGUUGUCGUGCGCACGACUGAUGCGGUGAUCUUCACCGAGCGCGUCGACAGCAACCGCAGCCGGCUGUGGAGAACACAUUAAGAAGGCAUCCCCAUAUUGCCAGUGCCUUCUGCAGUUCCCUCCAUCGCGACAUCGUUCAGCCGUCGACAUUUUCAGGCUUCUGUCCCCUGGUCGAUGGCAUCGAUUUCUCCUAGAAACUGAAGUCCCUAACCCACCCGGACGAUCCUCUCGUGAGGUCACCUUGGUUGAGCUGUUUCGAAUGUUUGGAGAUGAAACACUGUUGGUUGUUAAAAUAUUCAAUUUUCUGUUAAGAUAAGGGAAUGUCGCAAUAUCAAAUUAUUUCGAGGUGUUAUGUUUGUAUGUACGGUGAGAUUUGCGGGGUUCUGUGGGCUGGUUUUUAUUCCCAUUUUGUAAUGUUUGGUGUGUUUCCCAUAUUAAAGGUCAUACAAGUG
Messenger RNA from Lethenteron reissneri (Far Eastern brook lamprey), 5268 nucleotides. It is a transcript of the gene BPNT2, whose product is annotated as 3'(2'), 5'-bisphosphate nucleotidase 2. NCBI's taxonomy places the organism in Eukaryota, Metazoa, Chordata, Hyperoartia, Petromyzontiformes, Petromyzontidae. Gene Ontology annotation, cellular component: endomembrane system. The record is from RefSeq and is a predicted model, not a curated record. Gene Ontology annotation, molecular function: 3'-nucleotidase activity. Gene Ontology annotation, biological process: phosphatidylinositol phosphate biosynthetic process.